This is a messenger RNA of Thunnus maccoyii (southern bluefin tuna), 4847 nucleotides long. It is a transcript of the gene peds1b, whose product is annotated as plasmanylethanolamine desaturase 1. Gene Ontology annotation, molecular function: oxidoreductase activity. The record is from RefSeq and is a predicted model, not a curated record. The coding region runs from base 365 to 1192 and encodes 275 amino acids. The transcript has 6 exons. Lineage: Eukaryota; Metazoa; Chordata; Actinopteri; Scombriformes; Scombridae.
GUCUUUUUCAUAACUGAAGCAGUUGUGUCACAAAAAUCUGUAACACCUGUUGUAGUCUGUAUGUCCUUUUAGAGGAGAGAGAGCUCCAUCUGCUGUACAUCCAGCAGAGGGCUGAGAGCACAGCGGGCACCAGGCAGGACGGGUGGGGUCAGGAAAUGCGGUCUUUCCCCGCUCGCGAGCCUCAUUGGUCAAUCAGCCGCUUCUGUUACGCUUUCCCGUCCUGUGAUUGGUUGCUACGCUCAACGGCUUUCACUUGAUUGGCCGAAAAGGCUUCGCUUUCUGUGGGCUGAGAAGUCGAUGAUUCCGUUUGUUCCUGGCUACGAGUAGAGACGCUGAAGGGGCUGGGCGGGCCCACAGUGGAGAAAUGGCGAGAAUGGUGAACGAGAACGGCCGUGGAGUGGAAACACAGAGCCCCGAACCGCAGGGACCGGGUCGGGGGACGGCCAGAUGGGGCCCACAACACGCCGGUGCCCGAGAACUGGCCAAUUUAUACUCGCCAGGCAAAAGAUGUCAAGAAUGGAUAAGUGUUGUCCUCUGCUUCUCUCUCAUGGCCUUCAAUUUCAUUCACCUCCUUGCCAAUUUCCAUCUGGGACAUUUGUGGUACAUCGUGUUGGGCAUUGUGGCAGGAAUACUCACCGCCGACUUUGCAUCAGGAGUUGUUCACUGGGGUGCUGAUACGUGGGGAUCAGUGGAUCUGCCCAUCUUUGGAAAGGCCUUUAUACGACCAUUUAGAGAGCACCACAUAGACCCCACAGCCAUCACCCGUCACGACUUCAUUGAAACCAAUGGUGACAAUUGCAUGCUGACCAUAGUCCCGCUGGCAAACAUGGCCUUCAACUUCCUCACCCUCUCCCCCGCGGAGAUCUACCAUAUCUACCCCUUGUACUGCUACUUGUUUGCACUAGCCAUCUUUGUGACACUUACCAACCAGAUUCACAAGUGGUCGCACACCUACUUCGGCCUCCCUCGCUGGGUCGUGUUCCUACAGGACUGCCACAUCAUCCUUCCCCGCAAACACCACCGCAUCCAUCACGUCUCCCCGCAUGAGACGUACUUCUGCAUCACUACAGGUUGGUUGAACUACCCUCUGGAGAAGCUGGGCUUCUGGAGGAACCUGGAGGAUAUUAUCCAGGGCGUGACGGGAGAGAAGCCCAGAGCAGAUGACCUGAAAUGGGCUCAUAAAGUCAAGUAACGCCGCAGGCUAACUGCACCCUACCUCAGAAGACGCUGGCUCCGUCCAGGCUUCUCAUCCCCUUUUUGCCUCACUUAAACUGUAAUCCAUUGGAAGAAAAACUAACAGUUUCUGAUGCCAUAGCUUUAAGUCUUGCACAUUUUGUCUGUUUUUUCAAGAGGAGGGCUUUGUUGGAAUUUUACAUCACUCACGAUGGAGAUCAUCAUCUCAAAUUGCAAUAUAUCCUUAUAUACUCCUUGUAUGUCGAACACAAUUUAUCUGUUUUUGAGGUGAUUUACAGAGGCUUUAUUGCAAAGAAGGUUUGGUCAGACACAUAAUUUGCAAUCACUUUCCAAGGAGAUUAAAAGAUUUCCUUCACUUCAGAAUAUUCAAACAAUCCCGAGCAAGAAUACUUGAAAGAGGAGAAAAAAACCCACUUUUUUUAUCUCCUUCAGAGCCACCACUGAUCAUUUGUAGAGGUGAUAGAUCACAUUAUAUUUAGCACUGCUUUAUUUUCUCUGGAUCGGUCUUUGCGUCUAUUUGAUGUGCAAGUGAUAAAAUUGGAUUUAGACUUGGGUAAGUAGUAGACGUGGGGUUAAACAGGGUUUUUGGAUGCUUUACCAAUGUUAGUAGCUAAAGAACAAAUUGGUUAAUUACUGUUACAUUUCUUUUUUACCUCUUGCACAUUUGGGUUCAGCUGCACACUCUUGGAACUGUUUUUUUUCUCGUGAGGUGAUGACAAGAUGUGAUUUUUUUUUUUUUUUUUUUUAAAUAUUCAACCAAUUCCUGUUGUUGCUUCAAGCUACUUGCUUCAAACAAAGACUCAGUCAUAUUUAACAGUUCAGGCUUUGUCAAUGGCUUUGUCAAUCUGAGACAAUGAUUACAGUUACACUUUAAACGCCAAAAUCAUCCCAUCAGGAUGCUAAACGACAGGUCUGACAGCUCAGAAAACAGAAACCAAAAAAAGGAAAAAACAAAAAACAAAUUGCUGUCAGAUCCUCAGCUGGCAUUAUGAUUGGAAUUUUCUAGAUGAUAUCCGGCCAGCGUGCAUUGUGAAAAUGUGCAUUUCUAUUUUUAACGCAGAAGUUAAAUAAUUUUCAGGAAGAGUGUGAACAUAGAGGUAAUUUGAUAUGAAAAAAACUCACAUUGAAAUGUGUGUAACUUUAGUCAAUGUUGAUGUAUGCCAUUAGGAAAUGUGGGCAAAUAGAAAUGUAUCUUGUUUUACUUGUAAUCUUCUCAGAUGAUCAUGUGUCUUAGGUGAAAAGCAUUUUUUUAGAUUUUGACUCAUUAGCAGUCAGGAAAGAGGCACAUGCAGUCUUGUCAAGCUGCCUUACACGCCGCAGAUGCAGUACUUGCGUAUUUUUUUUAUUGUUUCUUCUUCUUCUUCUUCUUUGCGUUGUCGCAAUGACUAUUCUGUCUUUCUGGGAUUUGUCUCUCGGAGUUAAUCACACGCAGAUACUCCAAAGUUACGUGCCAACUUGAUGUAACACUGUUUUCACUCCUUACAUCUUGCUCUUCUUUUGUAUUGUGGGAAGGAAAUGACAGUUUCUAGAGCGUAACAUUCCCCUUGAGUAAUGUUGCCAUUGUGUACCGUCUUGGUAACUGCGACAAGCAGACUUGGUGAUGUUACAAGGGCUUCAGUGAACGCUGACGAUCCAGGAUUUUCUUCACUCUAUAGAUGAGAUUAUGUAAUCAAGUAACUGGUUGAAAGUUUGUUUUUUUUUAAAAUGCUUUAGUCAGUAAUUUGUAAAUGUAUUGUACAGCGAAUAACUAUGCAGUGUAAUAAGAGGCCCUUAACUAUACGUCUUAACUCAUCUGAUUAGAUUAAAAUGCCUUUCUUUUUCUAAUAGUUUUCAGAUAUUUGCAAAGUUGGGAAACUGGAGCUUGAAGUUUUAGCUACUUAUAAAAGUGCAUGACAAAAAAAUUUUACUUUUUAAUUAACAUGUCACUUACACAGAUGUAAGAAUGCAUGCAUGCAUACAGCAUGUCGGCUUGUGCAAGCAAUACACUGGGUCACCAGCUUUCCUUUUGAGUUUGUGUAAAACAGACACUUAACAGGGAGGAUGAAAUUUAUUGUACUUAAUUCAAAAGAUGUCCCCAAACUUUGACCAAAUGGUCACACGUUUGAACUACCAAAAUAUUACCUUCAUUCCAAGGAAAACCUGGCAGAGUUUUGAGGUUUUAACAGGAGAAGCUAAUCUUGCUGCUCGGCCGGGUUGACCUGGUUAAAAGGAUUAUUAAGCUAUAUAGUCAAAGUAGGAAAUUUAAUGAUAGUAAUAGUUCCUUUUGGAGCCAAAAUUAUGUUUUAUAUUAUGUAAUAUUCCAGUUUUUGAAUCCUUCAUACUUGAUAUAUUCACCAUAGGUCAACAGCAGAAGUACACUGCAGACUGCAUAGUGCUUGUAGAGUAUUGUGAGAAGCAGUUUUUGUGUGCGCUAGGUCGUGUAAUUAUAUAUACUGGUAAAUGGAUGCCGUUUUGUGUUGCUGCAGCAAAGUUUGAGGCCCGCUUAUUCAACUCCUGUAGUCCUUUUUCAUCAGUAUUAGGAAAUUACAUUGUUUGGGCACUGCUAAAUGCGCAGUUAGUAGACACAUUGGAAGCCUGACAAACAAUUUACUAUGUAAACAGGAACUUUGGCGUUGGCUCUACUGGAUGCUUCUGCGCUUCAGUAAAUUGCUUUUUGUGAUAAUAUAAGAGUUAUGACGAUUUUAAGAAAGUUUUGUGUUUAUGUAAAACUGCAAAAUAGGUAAAUGACAAAGGAUAAUAGUAGAGAUGAUAUGCCAUAUUUAGUUUGGAGAUAUUUGGUGAGCUCAGAACAGACCCAUACUAUAAUAAUCUUUGACUCAUGUUGUUAUUUAUGGGUGUCAUAGUGAUGAGUCAGGUUGUGAGUAUAGAUGUAACAUGCGUUAACUUGUUCUUCAUUCUUAUUCUCCAGAUGAACUCAGGAUUGUGGUUAGAUUGAAUUAGUUUAAUAUGAAUUGGUGAUUUAAAAGAAAAAGCACUCCAUUAGUAAAGUUAAGGCAGAUAUUUAGAUGAUAAAAGUUAUUUAUGUCACUCAUUUCCAUCAGAUUUUGUUGGCCAGAGUAGCCCAAUGAUUUUAAAUGCAUUAUAUUGUAGCCAUAUAUGAGUACAGUUAACCUCUUGUUAUUGAGGUAGAAUUUGUGAUUAAAGCUGUGUUUGGUUUUUCGGACUCACAGAAAAUGGGCUUUCCUUGGUGGAUUUGAAUGGUAUUUUUGUGACAAUGUGUGAUUAACUAAAUAUUUUCCCACUGGAAACAAUUUUGUGAAAACAAAUGAACAUGUUAGUAAGUUGGGUGGGCAGUUGUCGUCGGUAUGUUUGACAUGCUGUGUUGAAAUCACUUUUGUAAAGAUCCUUGGACUUUUUAUUGAAUUGCCUUAUCCUCUUCCCUGAUUGAUUUAUUGUAAAUCUUGCCAGCGAUAUGGGAAAACAAUUUAUUGACUGACUUUAAAUUGCCCUUCUCUUGCCUCUUACGUCGUCUGAGGCAGGACCCAUAUGGAUGUUGUAGUUGGUUAUGUAAGCUGGUGGUGAUGGAGUUUUAGAUAUCAGAAUAAUGCCUUGAUGCCUUUUUGUUGUCUUCCAUUUGGGAGACUUACAAUGUGUAUAUUAAACUGUAUUUAUAAAUAAACUAAAUAAACGGUUAAUAAAUUACCACAAUCUGA